ACGGACGGGGUCAGGUCUCAUCAUGGCGGCUGAAGAAGCGGAUGUGGAUAUCGAAGGAGACGUGGUGGCCGUGGCGGCACAACUAGGAAGUGAUGAAAAUACAGCAUCAGUUUUACAACAAGAUCACUAUCUUGAUUCAUCAUGGAGAACGGAAAAUGGCCUUAUCCCUUGGACUCUGGAUAGCACCAUCAGUGAAGAGAACAGAGCUGUCAUUGAGAAAAUGUUAUUGGAAGAAGAGUAUUAUUUAUCUAAAAAAUCACUACCAGAAAAAUUCUGGCUUGAUCAAAAGGAAGGUGAUAAAAAAUACGUGAAGAGUCUGCAGAAAACAGCAAAAAUCAUGGCACACUCUCCUACAAAACCAGCCAGUUACUCAGUAAAGUGGACCAUAGAAGAAAAAGAGCUGUUUGAACAAGGGCUGGCUAAAUUUGGCCGAAGGUGGACCAAAAUUGCAAAGCUAGUUGGAAGUCGCACUGUUUUACAAGUGAAGAGUCAUGCCAGACAGUAUUUUAAAAAUAAGGUAAAAUGGGGUCCAGAGACAGAAACAGCCAAGCAGAAGAGCAGCGGUAAUCCUCAGGUGAGAAAUGAAGGCACAGGGACAGAGGCCUGGGCAUCGUCGUGUCUAAGGGGACGUGCUGACCCCAACUUGAAUGCUGUAAGAAUCGAAAAGUUAUCCGAUGAUGAGGAAGUAGACAUCACAGAUGAAGUGGAUGAGUCGUCUUCUCAAACACCCCCAAAGAAUUCUAGCCGCAGUCUCUUAGUAGACCUUCCUGAUAGCAAAAUGCAGGGAACCAAUCACGGAGAAUCCAUUGCUUCAGACAGCCAGAAAGCUCCCUUUUAUAAAUCUUCCAGGCACUAUCUUCAGAAUGUAAAGCAAGAUGAAACCAAAAAACUUUCAAGCUCAGAAAUUACAUUGUGGACUGAAAAACAGAGCAACAGUGACAACAAAUCAGCUGAUUUAAAUAAUCAGAGAUGUAAUAAACUGAUGCAAAAUUGUAAUGAGCAUGAUGGAAGUGGAAUGAUAGAUGAUACGAGGCGGUUGCCUUCUCCAGAACCUUGUGAAAUUCAGAAAGAUUUGAGUGGUAAUGAAAUGCUUUUUCAUUCUUCUUGCCAAGUGGUGGAGGAAAGCCACGAGGAAGAAGAGCUUAAGCCACCAGAACAGGAAGUAGAAAUAGAUAGAAAUACCAUUCAAGAAGAAGAAAAACAAGCAAUUCCUGAAUUUUUUGAGGGUCGUCAAGCUAAAACACCAGAACGCUAUUUGAAAAUUAGAAAUUACAUUUUGGAUCAAUGGGAGAUAUGCAAACCGAAAUACUUAAAUAAGACCUCAGUACGUCCUGGCCUGAAGAACUGUGGGGAUGUUAAUUGUAUUGGACGGAUUCAUACAUACCUCGAAUUGAUAGGAGCAAUCAAUUUUGGAUGUGAACAGGCUAUAUAUAACAGGCCACAGCCAGUCGAUAAAGCACGAGUCAGAGACAGAAAGGACACAGUGGAAGCAUACCAACUUGCCCAGCGUCUGCAGUCCAUGCGCACAAGGAGACGUAGGGUCCGAGACCCCUGGGGGAACUGGUGUGAUGCAAAGGACUUAGAAGGACAAACGUUUGAGCAUCUCUCUGCUGAGGAGUUGGCAAAAAGAAGAGAAGAGGAAAAGUGCAGACCUGUUAAAUCUUUAAAAGUGCCAAGACCAGCAAAAAGUUCAUUUGAUCCCUUCCAGCUGAUACCUUGUAAUUUUUUCAGUGAAGAAAAGCAGGAGCCAUUUCAGGUGAAAGUGGCUUCAGAAGCACUUUUAAUAAUGGAUUUGCAUGCUCAUGUUUCUAUGGCAGAAGUGAUUGGUCUGUUAGGAGGAAGAUACUCAGAAGUUGAUAAAAUAGUGGAAGUCUGUGCCGCAGAACCAUGUAAUAGUCUGAGUACAGGACUGCAGUGCGAGAUGGAUCCUGUGUCACAGACACAGGCCUCAGAAACUCUGGCCGCUAGAGGCUACAGUGUCCUUGGAUGGUACCAUUCUCAUCCUGCGUUUGAUCCUAACCCUUCCUUACGAGAUAUAGACACACAAGCCAAAUACCAGAGUUACUUCUCCAGAGGAGGUGCAAAGUUCAUUGGAAUGAUUGUUAGUCCCUAUAAUCAGAACAAUCCCUUACCAUAUUCUCAGAUUACCUGCCUGGUUAUAAGUGAGGAAAUCAGCCCAGAUGGCUCAUAUCGCUUACCUUACAAAUUUGAAGUACAACAGAUGUUAGAAGAACCUCAGUGGGGAUUAGUGUUUGAAAAGACAAGAUGGAUAAUAGAAAAAUACAGGCUGUCCCGUAGCUGGGUCCCCAUGGAUAAAAUCUUUCGCCGGGAUUCUGACCUGACUUGUUUGCAGAAACUUUUGGAGUGUCUGAGGAAAACUCUGAGCAAUGUGACUAAUUGCUUCGUGGCUGAAGAAUUCUUGACUCAAAUAGAAAAUUUAUUCCUUUCUAAUUAUAAAAGCAAGCAAAUGAAUGGAGUGCCUGAAGAGAACUGUACAAAGGAAUUGUUACUGUGAUGAUUUUAAAGUAAGACAUUUUAAUCUUGACAGAAUAGAUCCUACUUUCAAAGUUAUAACCUUGAAAUAAUUGUAAUUUAGUUAACAGUGGCACAGCUUUGGUGUUUUGUUCUGUUUUUUAAUUCACAAAGUCCAGGCUUUGUCACACAUAAGUUUUGUGCAAAAGAAGAGACACAGACAUCUGGUGAUAAUCGGAGCCUUCUGUACAGCAGGGUCCACCGCAGUGCUCCAGGCCUUUGUUCAGCAGUGCUGUGAAACCUAGGCAGAGGUCUGCUUUGCUUCCGUAUUCAGCUUGACAUAGGGAGUAUGUCUCUAAGUCUUGUUUCUUCUCUGAACUAGCCAUUUCUUAUGUUCCAUUUUGCUAUUCAUAUCUCAUCUUAGAAGCACUUCUGGCUGGACACAGUGGCUCACGCCUGUCAUCCCCAGCACUUUGGAAGGUUGAGGCAGAAGGAUUGCUUGAGGCCAGGAGUUAGAGACCAGUUUGAGCAACAUUGAGAGAUUCCCAUCUCUACAAACAUGAUUUUUAAAAACGAAUUGGACGUGGUGGUACAGGCCUGUGUCCUAGCUACGCUGGAGGCUAAGGCAGGAGGAUCACUUAAGCCCAGGAGUUUGAGGUUACAGUGAGCUGUGAUUGUGUUACUACACUCCAGCCUGGACAACAGAAUGCGACUUUGUCUCUAAAAUGAUAAUGAUAAUAAUGAUGAAAAUUAUUCCAAUCUCUCAGUAUGUUCUGGUAAAAUUUGUUUAUGGUUCAAAUGGGUGAUCACUGAGAUAUUAAUAUGGUUGAGAACUACUGGUUAGUAAAUCUUCACAACGUGCUAUACAGGGGGCCAGGAGGCAUGAAGAGAAAAUCUUAAAAACAGGGAGACAAUCAAAUUACUAGUUUUUAAUCAUAGAUAUUUGCUUCCAUUUUAUUUUAUAGAAACAAUACUACAGGAUAGGCCAUUUUCUCAGAUAUCUGAGAUUUUUUUAUGGAUUUCACAUGCAUAAAAUAAUAGCUUUAACUAGAUGUCUAUUUACAUUAGUGUGUAUGAUAAAACAUCAUUUAACUGGAAUGUGGGUAAUCAUAACCCUUAAACUAGAUUUUUUUCCCCUAUUGGCUACUGUCAGGAGAAAGGCAAAUUGCAAUAAAACUUGGAUAAAUCAGAGAUUUAAUUUUUUUAAAUAAGAGAAGUCUUAUGGAACAUUUUACAUAUUCAGCCCAGUCUCAUACACUUUCUGAAUCUGAAACGGAGGUCAGCAAAUUCCCUUGUCUGUGAAGGGCCAGUUAGUAAAUAAAGGUGGCCUUUGGAUCCGCGUGGUCUAUCCGACAUUAUUCUUUAUGUGUAUUUUUUGUAACUCUAUAAUAGCUCAUGGGCCUCACAAAACACUGGCUGCUGGCUAUUAUUUUCUAACUCUAUCUAAAGACUUACAAACACUGUAAUUUUAUUCUAGAUUUAUGAGCCUGAGAUACCAGCAGUUAGUAUCCUCUUUAAAUGACAAUAAAACUCAGAAUUGUGAUCUGGAUUUAGGUCCAUUUUCAAAUAAAAGUAAGAAAUUCUGAUGCCUCAUAGAAAUGGAAUAGACUUUAUUUUAAUAACUAGAGAAUUCAUGUAUAUCCAUUCUCUAAGAAUUUUUACUAAUUACAGUUUCGUCAUAUCUAAACUGGAUACAAUUCUGUGUCUUUGCUUUAUUUGUUUGUAAUCAAUAGCCAAGGAAGAAUAAGACAGUAUUGGAUGUAACUGUGAGCCAGUUUCAGAUAACUUGGGUCUUGUCUCAACUUUGUGAUUUUGAGGGAUAUCUUAAUAGUGUUACCUCUCUGGGCCUAAAUUCGUAUGUAACUAAAGUCUAACUUAACUUCUUAUUAUCCCGCCAAGACUAAAACUUUAUAGGUUCAUUCCAUUUGUUGAAGAAUGUAAUUUUACAUUUUGAGAUAAUACAGUUCCAAAAUUAACGUAUUUUUAAAGAAAACGAAUUUUCUAUUAUCUGUGUGCAUAUAACAUAUGGACACAGGAGGCUGUGAUUAUAAGAAUUCUAAACUAAAAUCAGGAAACUUGAACUCAUAUCCUAACAUUCUAUAUCAAAUUUGCUUUGUAACGUUGAUCAAAUCACUUGACCUUUCUGGGCCUCCGCUUUUUACCUGUAGUGAUUCAAGGGUGUGAAUUUUGUGACUUUGUAUUCUAUUCCAUGCUCAAAAGGUCUGCUUUCUGUGAAAAGCAGUAAUCCAUUCCUUUGUAUUUUUCUUCCUUUUGACCUAUUUCCUCAUAGUGUUGGGGAAACAGAUGCUAUGAAAGUGGUGUUUAUUAGUUUUCUCGAUUGACAUUUCCCUGUAAUAUUGGUGAAUUUGGGUGAUGGAAAGUAAAGAAUUGUUGGACGUUUUGUUCUCAAAUCUGAGUCUUCCUGCAUGUCAAUUCGCUAACUUAAGCCAUAUUGUAACAAACUCAAAAGGGACAAUUCUCAGAGUUUAGGGCCUUGAGAGCACAAUUUUCUAAAUGUUUACUGAGUAUUCUUUUUCUGACUGUAGAAUACAUUUAUCUUAUAUAUUUAAAAUGUAUAGAAAUGUAUAAAGUACAAAUAUCUCAGUCUUAUCUAGAUAACCACAGUUGAUAUAUUAGUGUAAAUCCUUUCCCAUUUAUUUUGAUGACAUAAUUUUAAUACAUUAAAGUUUGUUAUUUUUUCUCCCUUCCUGCCCAUUUAUUCUUUUUUUUUCUUUUUCUUCCUACUUUUUUUUUAAAGUCAUAUUCUUAAAAUAUUUUUGCAACUGCGGUGCCCACAUUCCUGGCACUGCCAGCCUUAGGCUACAAAUGAUAAUUGGAGCCAGGUUUUGGAGAAGCACAGAGGAAGUCUAGAAGUGAGUGGGCGUAUGAUACAGUAAGUCAGGGGGCAGAUUCGCAAAGGAAAACCUGCCUGUGACAUAAUGUUUACAGAAAAUGGAGAAAGGAUGUGAAAACAUCCAAGUCUUUCAACUUGAUUCUGUUACUAUUUUUGCACAAUGGCUAUAAAAUAAUAAGCUUAUUUUUUUUUUUUUUUUUUUGCCUAGCUAGUGGAAAUUGGCACUAGUACUUCCUUAUUAGACUUAGCAUUCUUUAAAACUCUAAUUCCAAAGAAAUAGAACAAAAAAAAAGGAAAAAAGUCUAAUGCCAGAGUAACAUUCAAGAACAGAAAAAUCAGUGGAACAAGAUCUGCCAGGUCAGACUCUUUCCUCUCCAUUAUUUUAGCCUCAAACUGUUCUUCUCUAAUCCUUUUAAAUGAUCUUUAAUUUCCUUUCUGAUAAUUGGUUUGACCUUGUAUAUAGAGCUGCAUUAGGAUUUUCAUGGCUCCUGGGUGCUUUUUGCCUUCUUGGACCCAUAAUUCCAUACAGAAUUUAAAAUUAUAUUUUAUAAUUGUAUUCAUAUAAAAUGAAUUUAUUAAUGCUUUAGAUUAAAAUGUUUUGUUCAAUCUACAUGUUCACUUUUUUCUUAAUGAGGAUAAAAAAGUUAAAAAAUUUUGUGGGUCUCUAAAAACUACUGUGGGCACCAUGCGCAGUUGUCUCAUGCCUGUUACCCUAGCACUCGGAGAGGCCAAGGUGGGUGGAUCGCUUGAGUUUGGAAGUUUGAGACCAUCCUGAGCCAGAGUGAGACCCCCAUCUCUAAAAACAGCCGGGUGUUGUGGUGGGCACCUGUAGUCCCAGCUACUCUGAAGGCUGAGACAAGAGAAUCACUUGAGCCCUAGAGUUUGAGGUUGCUGUGAGCUGUGACACCGCAGCAUUCUACCAAAGGUGACAGAGUGAGACUCUGUCUCAAAAAAAAAAAAAUACACACACACACUGUGGGCCCAAGGCACUUGUGCCUCUACCUAUAUUCCAAAGGCUAUCACUGAAAAAAACAGUGAUCACUUUUCUUUCCUGCCCCCACUACCACAGACCCUAGGUUGGCCUUUACCACUCUAGCCAAGAGCACUGUCAUUUCCACAGUUAGAGAUCUACGGGCUUGAACUUCAUUCCUUCUUGACAUGACCAAAACUCAGGAGAAUUGCUUGGGACCAUCCUCCUUGGAAAAAGAUACAAGGCAGUUGGUUUUAGUCCUCACAUAGGCGUUUUUAUCCUCAUCCUCAAUCAGUAGCUUAGAAACUUGGGCCACCCUUUAAAGGGGAACAGCUCGCCGCCUUUCUCUGCUCCCCACUUUGCUCGAGCCCCUUCCUUCAUCCUCAUUCCCUCGCCUUCCUACCUCUCAGGAUACGGGCACAGGAUCAUUUAUCCUAUCAUUUUUGAAAGUUGGGCCUGCAGAAUAAAGAUGAAGGCACCCAUUCCUGUUUCCCUGACACUAGUAAAUUGCUGCCCCCAGCCUCUCUCUGUAGUAUCUCCUGCCCUGUGCCCAGGAGUGGAGUGAGUCUGACCUGCAGACUAGACUGAGCAUAGUCAGAGCCUGUGCAGCUCCCUGGGGGUGAGGAGCCAGCGCCCUCUCCACGCCACCCUCAGCGAGCCUCACGCUUGUUAGUUUACCGUCUUCCUAUCUCUCCUGCUGGGUCUAACAAGUUGAGCCAGAGGACCUGGUGGAUCUGAUACAGUCAGGAUGCCCUAGGAUUGAUGCUCUGUCCUGUGCCAACAGAGGAGCCGUGACCUGACCUGAAGCCACCAAGCCACAGGUCACACAGUUGGUAGCGUUCUCAGUAGAAAUUAAUGCAGAGUUCCCUAAUUCUGUUUUCCUCACCUACUGCACUCUGCCCUAGCAAUAUUAUCAAUAGUUAGUGUGUAAUCUAGAGCUCACGUUGUGGCGUUUUAAGAAAACUUUUUACCCAAGCACAAAGAAAAGCACACACCUUCUUACGGCCAUCUGUUUUGUCAGGGUUAAUUAAAAACUUAACAAAUUUGCUGUGCAUCUCCAGUUUACCGGUACUUUAAUAGUUUUCUUACAAAUUAAUGUAUUUUGCAGUAUUUUCAGAACAUCACUGCGGAAGAAAAAGCUAAUGUACUUUAGGGUAUUACUCACUGGCCUUGUUAAAAUGGUUUUAUGUGUGCCGUUCCCCCAAACUCUUGUUUUCUCUCUUUUUUUUUUUUGCUUUUAAUUUAACCUGCAGUUAUGUUUUCUGGGGUUUUUUGUUUGUUUGUGUUUUUAAUUCAUCUUCUAAACCACCUUAAAUCCUUCCUGGGAGCAAGGGAAGGAAUGACUAUGCUUUCCUCCACUAAAUCAGAAGAAAAUACAGGUAUCUCAGAGAAGCUGUAAUUAUGCUCUUUCUCAAACUAGGUUUGAGAAAGGAAAAUGAAUUCUAUGAUUAAUAUUUGGGUUGUUUUUAUUUUCCCCCUUUGGUAUUUAUGAAUGUAUUUGCACAGACUUUUAAUUUCAGGGGGAAAAAAUGCCUGAUUUGCUAUCUUUAAGAUUUCCUACUAUACUCUCUUAAGAAUUAAGAAAUCUGUUAAAUAUGUUUUCAUAGUUUGUAUUCCUAUUCCAUAGAUAACCACAAAACACCUGUUUAAACCUGUGAAUUAUAAAAUAGUAUUUGGCUUCUAGCAUGAUUUAAGUAGCUCAGUCAUACAUCUUUGAAUUUGUAGGUUUGCCGUGUAAAUUGUGUGUAAGUUUACUAGGCUUGUGCGUGGUCACUGAUAAAGUGGUUGCUAUUGUUUUUCUCACAUGUUAUCUGUGUUUGUGGACGUUUUUCAUUAGCUUGAAUUUUACAGUGUUCUGUAAUAAAAUACAAUUAAAUGCUUUUGUACACUCAAAGUAUGAUGCCAUGUUGUAUGUAUCUGUGUUAGAGAAUAUUGUAAAUAUCUGUGUUUUUAGAAUUAUGAAAGAUUUUCCUCAAAAAUGAUGGAACUUUACCCUUACACAUAUGACGUAUUAUAAAAUAUCGGAUUUUAAGUUUUGGAAUUUUUAUCUUGUGGUAAAAAUUAAGGUAAAACAUGCUGAAGUUUCCAUAUAAAUAAAAAUUUGAAAAUAAAAUGACCAUUUGGAUUCUUUCUAAAUUGUUAGCAAUAUACAUAUUGAAUGGCA
This is a messenger RNA of Nycticebus coucang (slow loris), 8460 nucleotides long. It is a transcript of the gene MYSM1, whose product is annotated as Myb like, SWIRM and MPN domains 1. The transcript is spliced from 20 exons. The coding region runs from base 23 to 2515 and encodes 830 amino acids. The record is from RefSeq and is a predicted model, not a curated record. Lineage: Eukaryota; Metazoa; Chordata; Mammalia; Primates; Lorisidae. Gene Ontology annotation, cellular component: BRISC complex; BRCA1-A complex. Gene Ontology annotation, molecular function: polyubiquitin modification-dependent protein binding; metallopeptidase activity. Gene Ontology annotation, biological process: double-strand break repair.